UUAUAAUCUCUCCAGCAUCGCCCUUGCCUUGCAUUUUGCAGUUCUCAUUUCGUACUCACUAAAUUUCUCUUUCUAGUACAUAUUUAAUACCGUUGUAGUUUCAUCUACAUCGCCUCACUCCAUCCACUCGUUAACCUUCUCUUCAUCUCUGCGAUCGGCCACUUUCUAUAGUUACUCUAAUCUCCAGCACGACUAAUUCUCCGAUAGGCGGAAACUCACUAGGCGGACAAUGGAGGACGUGGAAAGCCAACGGCGCUUCUCGGAGAAAUCCGCUUAUUCGGGCACAUCCAACGACCAACCCACUUUAACAGAGGAUAUAACUGUCCCGGCUACCGCUACACCAACACGUCCACUAUUUCCUGAAACCGACCUUAGUCAAGGCAUCGUGGGAUGGGAUGGGCAAGAUGAUCCUCAUAACCCACAGAAUUUCGCCAGUGAGCGCAAAUGGGGCCUGCUCGCUCUGAUCAGCUCUAUCACCUUUAUUUCGCCGCUCGCGUCGAGUAUGUUCUCUCCGGCGGUGGAGUACGUGGGCAAGGACUUUGGGGUGUCCAACGAAUACCUGCUAUCCUUCAGUGUUACUAUCUUCUUGCUGGGGUAUACGGUCGGACCCCUCUUCCUCGCCCCUCUCAGUGAGAUUUACGGUCGUCGCAUUGUGCUCAGCUGCGCCAACUGGUUCUUUGUGGUAUGGCAGAUCGGCUGCGCCCUCGCGCCCAACAUCUCCGCGCUGAUUGUCUUCCGCCUUCUUGCCGGCAUGGGCGGUGUCGGCAGUCUCACGCUCGGCGCCGGUGUCAUCGCAGACCUCUUUCCCACCGCACAACGUGGCAUGGCCACCUCCAUCUGGGCCCUCGGCCCCCUGAUCGGCCCCGUUGUCGGGCCCAUCGCCGGCGGCUUCAUCGGCGAAACCAUCGGCUGGCGCUGGGUGUUCUGGAUCCUUCUCAUCACCGGCGGGUGCAUCUCCGCGGGCAUCGAGGUUCUCAACCGGGAGACCUACGCCCCAGUCCUGAUCCGGUGGAAGACCGAAAAUCUCGCCAAAGAACUCAACCGGAGCGACCUGCGCAGCGCGUACGACAAAUCCAGUAGCCAGGGCGGGCCCCGUCUCAGUGAGGCCCUGAAGCUCGGGCUCAGCCGCCCCUUCCUCCUCCUCUUCAAGUCCCCCAUCGUUCUGUUGCUGUCCGUCUACAUGGCCUUCGUCUACGGGCUCCUCUACCUCUUCUUCACGACCAUCUCCUCCGUCUUCCAGGAGGACUACGGCUGGUCGACGGGCAUCUCGGGACUAGCCUACUUGGGAAUCGGCAUCGGCUUCAUGACGGGCCUAGCCCUGAUCGCGUUCUCGAGCGACCGCAUCGUGGCCAAGCUGACCGCGCGCAACGGAGGCAAGUUUGAGCCCGAGAUGCGGCUGGUAACCAUGAUCUUCUUCAGCUGCAUCCUGCCCAUCAGCUUCUUCUGGUACGGCUGGUCCGCCAAGUACAGAGUGCAUUGGAUCGUACCCAUCAUCGGCAUGGCCCCCUUUGGCAUCGGCAUGAUGGGCAUCUAUAUGCCCAUCCAGACCUACGUCAUCGACUGCUACCCGGCAUACGCGGCGUCGGCCAACGCCGCCCUCACGGCCACGCGGUCGCUCGUCGGCGCGCUGCUGCCCCUCGCGGGCCCGGCCAUGUUCGAUGCCCUCGGGCUGGGCUGGGGCAAUUCGUUGCUCGGAUUUAUUGCGUUGGCGUUCGUGCCUGUGCCGAUCCUGUUUAAUCGGUAUGGCAAGUCCAUUCGCGAGAAGUUCCCCGUGGAUUUGGAAGGGAAGAAGGGGAAGUAAGCUCGAGGAGGCUGUGUCUGGUGCGGGUGUUCGCUUGGUGUUCUGGUGUCGUAGAAGCAUUAUAGAGCUAAUUAGAUACGUCUCUCCUUCAAUCUGGUAAGGCUUGCAGGCAGCAGUGGGACUUGGGUGUGGUGGUCCUCCGCCACACGCUCUGGUGUCUUUGCCUGCAAGCUUCCCUGUCUGCUAGUCAAAAAGGUCCCAGUGACUCAAAUCAAAAGCAUUCGUUAUUCUUUG
Molecule: messenger RNA, 2035 nt
Organism: Aspergillus uvarum CBS 121591
Lineage: Eukaryota; Fungi; Ascomycota; Eurotiomycetes; Eurotiales; Aspergillaceae
Product: MFS transporter
Exons: 2
Coding region: 230-1801 (523 amino acids)
Biological process (GO): transmembrane transport
Cellular component (GO): membrane
Molecular function (GO): transmembrane transporter activity
Source: RefSeq, a predicted model, not a curated record